UUGACUCUGCGGGACCGGUUAACGUCAAGAGAUGUCAACUCCCCCUCUCGCUGGGGCAGGCAUGCCGCCUGGUGCUUUCUCAGGGACACAAGCUCAAGCAGCUAGGGAGGUAAAUACAGCUUCUCUCUGUCGAAUUGGCCAAGAGACUGUGCAGGACAUUGUAUUUCGAACCAUGGAAAUCUUCCAGUUACUGAGGAACAUGCAGUUACCGAAUGGUGUUACUUAUCAUACUGGAACAUAUCAAGACAGACUGGGAAAGCUGCAGGAACAUCUCCGUCAACUAUCAAUACUGUUCAGAAAACUGAGACUAGUCUACGACAAAUGCAAUGAAAACUGUGCUGGGCUCGAUCCUGUUCCCAUAGAACAACUUAUUCCAUAUGUUGAAGAAGAUGGCUCCAAGCACGAUGAUCGUGGUGCUGCAAGCCAGCUUCGUUUUGCUAGUGAAGAGAGAAGGGAAAUCAUGGAAGUAAAUAAGAAACUGAAACAGAAGAAUCAGCAGCUGAAGCAGAUCAUGGAUCAGUUACGGAAUCUUAUUUGGGACAUAAAUGCCAUGUUGGCAAUGCGGAACUGAACAAGGAAAAUCAAACUUUGUAAUUCGAAAAGACACAAAUUUGUUUGGAUAUACUUAAUUUCUUUCUAAGAAGUAACAUGUUUUCCCACAACCAUAUUGCAGUAAUGUUUGAAAAGUCUUCAAGAUUAAAAUGUUGGGGUUUUGUAAUAACUUAAAUGGUACUGGCUUUG
Nipponia nippon (crested ibis) is the source of this 741-nucleotide messenger RNA. The record is from RefSeq and is a predicted model, not a curated record. NCBI's taxonomy places the organism in Eukaryota, Metazoa, Chordata, Aves, Pelecaniformes, Threskiornithidae.